Molecule: messenger RNA, 536 nt
Organism: Camelina sativa (false flax)
Lineage: Eukaryota; Viridiplantae; Streptophyta; Magnoliopsida; Brassicales; Brassicaceae
Source: RefSeq, a predicted model, not a curated record
GUGGUGGUAAUGCUCCUCGAAACCACACCUUACAGUUCAUCGAUUCCGUGACCGCCGUCGGAUCUGAUCGCACUAUGGACUCCGUCUCUAGAGCCACCGUCGCGUCUACAACUGCUGUUGUCGAAGAGCCCGAGUAUCUUGCUAGGUAUCUUGUUGUUAAACAUUCCUGGAGGGGUCGUUACAAGAGGAUCCUUUGUAUUUCGGGCGGUGGAAUCGUCACGCUUGAUCCUAAUACUCUUGCUGUUACUAAUUCUUAUGAUACUGGAAGUAAUUUUGAUGGUGCUUCACCUUUGAUUGGGAGGGAUGAGAAUACGGAGAGUGUUGGUGGUGAGUUUACUAUCAAUGUUAGGACGGAUGGGAAAGGCAAAUUCAAGGCUAUGAAGUUCUCUUCUAGGUGCAGGGCAAGUAUUUUAACUGAGUUGUAUCGGCUUAGAUGGCAUCAAAUUAGACCUGUGGCUGAGUUUCAGGUGCUACACCUUAGGAGACGCAACGCUGAAUGGGUUCCUUAUAUAGAUUUACCCAUAGUCUGGUAUUAG